Messenger RNA from Gasterosteus aculeatus aculeatus (three-spined stickleback), 9790 nucleotides. The record is from RefSeq and is a predicted model, not a curated record. Lineage: Eukaryota; Metazoa; Chordata; Actinopteri; Perciformes; Gasterosteidae.
AGGCAAUUCGGCGCAGUGCAAACUGACUGGAUGAGUAGCAGCCGCGGCACAGGCAGCAGCAUCAGCACCACUAGCUGUAGCAUCCUUCCUUUUUGUGGCUGCUGGAGGCUGUUCUCUGUGGCCGCCUUGGCAUCAGCAUCACACACACACACACACACACACACACAGAUACCGGGACGCAGACGUCUCCGCUGACUGCCUCAUACGCACACAUGUCGUGGCGGCCACCAGAGAGGAGGUAGUAAGUGACGGGGCUCGGGGGACCUAGGGACGCGAGCAGAGAAAACACCGGUGGCUGUGCAAAAGGGAAGAGGAGGGAGGGGAGGAGGGGAGGGGGAUCCGGGCUGGAGAAACGCCGACUAGAGCAACAGCAGAAGCGGCAGCGGCAGCAGCAGCAGCGGCGGCACCAUGGCGCAAGCCGCCAAGCAGCUCCGUAAGACCAAGGACCUCGCAGAGGCCGCCGCCCAGGAGCAGAGGGAGAAGGAGGAGGAGAAGAUCAAGAAGAGGAACCGCUCCAGGGAUCGCAGGCGCAAGGCCGAUGCAUCCACCAGCUUCCUGCGUGCAGCUCGCUCGGGGAACCUGGACAAAGCACACGAUCACUUGAAGAAUGGGAUCAGCAUCAAUAUCGCUAAUCAAAAUGGUCUCAACGGGUUACACCUGGCCUCUAAAGAAGGUCACGUCAAAAUGGUCCUGGAGCUACUACACUCUGGCAUUGAGCUGGAAGCCACCACCAAGAAAGGGAACACGGCUCUUCAUAUCGCAGCACUGGCAGGGCAGGAGAAAGUGGUGGCUGAGCUCGUCAACUAUGGUGCCAACGUUAAUGCCCAGUCGCAUAAAGGGUUCAGUCCCCUGUACAUGGCAGCGCAGGAGAAUCACUUGGAGGUGGUAAAGUUCCUGCUGGAGAACGGUGCCAAUCAGAGUCUCCCAACCGAGGAUGGCUUCACCCCCCUGGCAGUGGCCCUCCAGCAGGGCCAUGAGAAUGUCGUGGCGCUGCUCAUCAACUAUGGCACCAAGGGCAAGGUGCGCCUCCCCGCGCUGCACAUCGCCGCGCGGAACGACGACACGCGCACCGCCGCGGUGCUGCUGCAGAACGAUCCAAAUGCCGAUGUUCUCAGCAAGGUAUUUACUCACUACUGGUUCACACCUCUCCAUAUUGCAGCCCACUAUGAGAACAUGAGCGUUGCCCAGCUGCUUCUAAACAGAGGAGCCAAUGUAAACUUCACCCCCAAGAAUGGCAUCACACCCAUCCACAUAGCCUCCAGGAGGGGCAACGUGAUGAUGGUCAGACUACUGCUGGACAGAGGAGCACAAAUUGAUGCCGUGACUAAGGAUGAGCUGACUCCUCUCCACUGUGCGGCCAGGAACGGCCAUGCUCGCAUCAUUGAGAUCCUGCUGGAACAUGGUGCUCCCAUCCAGGCUAAAACCAAGAACGGUCUGUCCCCCAUACACAUGUCAGCUCAGGGGGAUCACAUGGACUGUGUCAGGCAGCUACUGCAGUACAACGCUGAGAUCGAUGACAUCACACUGGACCAUUUAACCCCUCUUCAUGUAGCAGCCCACUGCGGUCACCACCGGAUGGCCAAAGUCCUCCUGGACAAGGGGGCCAAAGCCAAUGCUCGAGCUCUGAAUGGCUUCACUCCUCUCCAUAUUGCCUGCAAGAAGAACCACAUGCGGUCCAUGGACCUGCUGCUUAAGCACUCUGCUUCCCUAGAAGCUGUCACAGAGUCUGGUCUCACUCCUCUUCAUGUAGCAGCAUUCAUGGGCCAUCUGAACAUAGUAAAGAACCUUAUCCAGAGGGGGGCUUCACCUAAUGCUUCCAAUGUGAAAGUGGAGACUCCCCUCCACAUGGCCUCCAGAGCAGGACACUGUGAAGUUGCCCAAUUCCUGCUGCAGAACACGGCGCAAGCAGACGCUAGGGCAAAGGAUGACCAGACACCUCUACACUGUGCGGCCCGCAUGGGCCACAAGGAGCUCGUCAAGAUGCUCCUUGAGCACAAGGCCAGCCCCGACUCGGCCACAACUGCAGGACACACGCCCUUGCACAUCUCUGCACGUGAAGGACACAUCCACACUAUUCGAAUCUUGUUGGAUGCUGGGGCACAGCAGACCAAGAUGACAAAGAAAGGCUUCACUCCCCUACACGUGGCCUCUAAAUACGGGAAGGUGGACGUGGCCGAGCUCCUUCUGGAGAGAGGGGCCAACCCAAACGCAGCGGGGAAGAACGGUCUGACACCCCUUCAUGUGGCCGUCCAUCACAACAACCUGGAUGUUGUUAGACUCCUGGUCAGCAAGGGAGGAUCUGCACACAGCACUGCCCGAAACGGCUACACUUCCCUGCACAUCGCGGCCAAGCAGAAUCAGAUUGAGGUGGCCAGUUGUCUCCUGCAGAACGGGGCAACACCCAAUGUAGAGUCCCUGCAAGGCAUCACGCCCCUGCACCUGGCCUCGCAGGAGGGGCGGCCGGACAUGGUGGCCCUGCUCAUCUCCAAACAGGCCAACGUUAACCUGGGGAACAAGAGCGGGUUGACGUCUCUGCAUCUUGUGGCUCAGGAAGGUCACGUGGGAAUCGCCGACACUUUGGUCAAACAAGGAGCUUCCGUUUAUGCCGCUUCACGGAUGGGCUACACGCCCCUUCAUGUGGCCUGUCACUAUGGCAACAUCAAGAUGGUGAAGUUCCUUCUGCAGCAGCAAGCCCAUGUGAAUAGCAAGACAAGGAUGGGCUACACCCCUCUGCACCAGGCGGCUCAGCAGGGCCACACUGAUAUUGUCACCAUGUUGUUGAAGCACGGAGCCCACCCCAAUGAGAUCACUUCGAACGGGACGUCUCCGCUGGGUAUCGCUAAGCGUCUGGGUUACAUCUCUGUCAUCGACGUUCUCAAACUUGUUACCGAGGAGUCCGUCUCCGCGAUCACCACAGAGAAGCACCGGAUGAGCUUCCCGGAGACGGUGGAUGAGAUUUUGGAUGUUUCGGAGGACGAAGGGGUUACCCAGCUCACUUUAGGGGACGAGUUGCUUGGGAUGGAUGGAGCACGGUAUUUGAAGCUGGAUGACUUCAAGGACCAGGACGAUGACUUCCUCUCUCCAAAGAAAUCCCUUAGAGACUUUGAGGGAGGCCUGGGUACCACGCCUUAUUCUCCUGCUAUUCCCAGGAUCCCUUGUGUGUCCCCGGAGACUGUACUGCUGGAUCAGCACACCCCUGUCCCCCUGCCCAAGGAGUACGAUGACGACUCUCUCAUCCCGAGCAGCCCGGCCACGGAGACUUCAGACAACGUCAGCCCCGUGGCCAGCCCUAUUCACACCGGCUUCCUGGUGAGUUUCAUGGUCGACGCUCGAGGAGGCUCCAUGCGAGGCAGCAGACACCACGGCCUGCGAGUCAUCAUUCCGCCGCGAACCUGCACGGCGCCGACGCGCAUCACCUGCCGCCUGGUCAAACCUCAGAAACUAACCACGCCCCCUCCGCUGGUGGAAGGGGAGGGGCUCGCUAGCCGAAUCAUCUCCCUGGGGCCAUCCAGCAUGCAGUUCCUUGGGCCAGUAAUAGUAGAGAUCCCCCACUUUGCCUCACUGGGCCGAGGGGACCGAGAGCUUGUGGUCCUUCGCAGCGAAAAUGGUGCCGUCUGGAAGGAACAUCGCAAUCGCUAUGGUGACGAAGUGCUGGAAACGAUUCUGAAUGGCAUGGAUGAAGACUUGGAGAGCCACGACGAGCUGGAGAAGAAGAGAAUCCGUCGGAUCAUCUCCACCGACUUCCCCCUCUACUUCGCCGUGGUCUCCCGUAUCCAGCAGGAGAGCGAGCUGAUCGGCCCGGAGGGCGGCCGCUUGACCAGCCAGCUGGUGCCGCGCGUCGAGGCCAUCUUCCCCGAGACGGCCGUCACCAAGAGAGUGAGACUGGGGCUGCAGGCGCAGCCAAUCCCCGAUGAAAUGCUGACCCGGCACCUCGGUAACCAGGCGACCUUCAGCCCCGUGGUCACCAUCGAGCCGCGGCGCCGCAAAUUCCACCGGCCAAUCGGCCUGCGCAUCCCUUUGCCGCCGUCCUGGCGGGAGAGCCCCCGGGACGCCGGCGAGGGGGACACCACCAGCUUGCGCCUCCUCUGCAGUGUCAUCGGUGGCACGGCGCCGGCUCAGUGGGAGGACAUCACCGGCACCACCAAGCUCAUGUACGCCCACAGCUGCGCCAACUUUACCACCAAUGUUUCUGCGAGAUUCUGGCUUGCAGACUGCCCGCGCACGGCGGAGGCCGUGACCUUUGCCAAUUUGCUGUACAGGGAGCUGAUGGCCGUUCCGUACAUGGCCAAGUUUGUUAUUUUUGCUAAGAUGAAUGAAGCACGAGAGGGACGCUUGCGUUGUUACUGCAUGACGGAUGACAAGAUGGACAAAACACUGGAGCUGCAUGAAAACUUCAGCGAAGUGGCCCGCAGUCGAGACAUUGAGCUGAUGGAGGGCAUGCCGCUGCACCUCGAGUGUUCGGGGAACCUCGUGCCCAUCAGGAAGGCCACCCAGCAGCCUCGCAGCUUCAGCUUCCAGGCCUUCAGAGACAACCGGCUGCCCGUCUCUGUCAAGGUCAGGGACAGUAACAAGGAGGCCGCUGGAUUUUUGUCCUUUCUGCGGAAGUGCACCAAGUACGAGGAGACUCAGCACGUCCUGUGUAACCUAAACAUUACCAUGCCCCCAUGUGUCAAGGUUGCUGGAAGUGAGGAGCGCCGGCGGACCUUAACCCCCCUCGCCCUGAGGGAGCGCUACAGUGCCCUGAACGAGCCGGGUGUGGCCACAGUGAACGCCAUGCAGAGGACCGAGCUCAAGAUCAACAUCAUAUCUGAACAGCUGGGUUUGAGCUGGGCAGAGUUGGCACGUGAGCUUCAGUUCGGUGUGGACGACAUCAACAGGAUUCGUGUGGAGAACCCAAACUCCCUGCUGGAGCAGAGCUCGGCCCUACUCAACCUGUGGGCCAGCAGAGAAGGCAAAAGGGCCAAGAUGGAGAGCCUGUACGCGGCUCUGAAGAACAUCGACCGAGCGGACAUCGUAACAUCUCUGGAGGGUCAGGUUCCGCAGGCAGCGCCCGGCUUUUUAGAGGAGGGGGCCUGUCGACUCGGCGACCGCGACUCCACCCUGCUGUCCCCCAGUGUCCUCAAUGAGGUCACGGACAAAAGGCCACCGCGCCUUAUGCACAAGCCUCAAGUUAUUAGACCCCCGUUUUUCAGGAGGGGUUAUGGGCUGGUGCAGGAGGAGCUGCUGUCCCCGGCCUCCAUGCAGUACAGCUUGCCCUCCCCGCUGGGCUCAGAGCCCUACUGGCAGGAAGUGUCCAGCCUCGAGUGCGCCCCCAUCGCCACCACCGAGGAAGACACGUUAAUGGAGAUGUCGGAGGUUCAGGUGUGGCCGGCGGGGGUCAGCCCCUCGUUGGUCACGGUGGAGGACUACUCGCUAGAGGGCAGCAGUCGCGCCGACGACUCGGAGGGCGCCACGCUCUCCCUUCCCUGCAGCUGGGGUCGCCCGAGCAGCGGUGCCAGUGGGGCCAGUGGCUCCAUCAUGGAGCUGGAAGAGGAGGAGGAGGAGGAGGAGGAGGAAGGGGAGGUUGAGGAGGAGGAGGCGCCACAGGAGCCAGCCACUGCGCUGGCAGAAUGGGACAGGGUGAGGGCCAGUGGUGCCGUACCCAAGGUCAACCUAAAUGGCCAGCUGGGAGGUCAGAGGUUGGAGGGGAGGAGAGGGGAGGUCAUUGCACCAGAAGGAGGACGAGGAGGAGGAGGAGGAGGAGGAGGAGGAGCAAAAGGGGGAGGUGGAGUUGUAGGGUUGGGUUCAGUGGAAGGGAUUUCUGUUGUUGCAGGCCAGCAGGUGUACGCGCAGCGGUAUGAGAUGUCAGGAGUGAGUCGGGCUUUGGAGCACAACGGAGAUAACCGCGUGGUGGGAGGAGGAGCAUUUCAACCUUACCUACCAGACAAGGACUCCCCGCAGGGCUGUCUGUCAUCGGGACGCGGCGGAGGCGGACCCGGCUUGCACGUGGCCCAGGAGGCUCUGCUGACUCCGACGGAGGAGAAGGAGGACUUUGCUGCUGAGGCGCAGUUUGUGGAUGAACACGGACGCGUGCUUGCCAGAAGGGUGGGGGUGGAUGUGAGAAAGGGCGCUCAGUCAGCGCAGCGCACCAGUCUGCGGAGAGUUAAACACUGAAAUACACAUACUGCCCCGUCCUCCAGGACCGGAAAGCCACUGCCAAAUCAUCCUACACAAAAACACAAGCAGGCCGCAGGGGGAAAUGAGCAAAGAAGGAGAGGAAGAGAAAGAAAAAGACUAAAGGAGGGGGAACUACAAAAUGACAAACACCGAGCCAUCCUCAGCGUGUGACCAUGGGACAUCACAAAAGAAAAAGAGACAGAGGAAAAAAAGAGUUUGACUUGUAGUUUUAUAACAUUUGUAAAGAAAACAUCAACUAGAAUAAGGCAUGAUUCUUCUUCCUUUUUGUUUGUUUUUUACAAAAAAAAAAAAACAUAAAUGUCAGUAAAACAAUUAAGAAGAAAAAAAAGCAACAAAAAGUGCUUCCUGUGAACUGUAAUCGCAUGAUGACUGCUGGUGCAUGACCUUUGACCUUUUGAACUGUCAUUAUCCUCAAAACUGAAGGGGUGCAAGGUACGGGGCUGGCCCAUGAUUUCACGGACCUGUGAUUUCAAGGACCUAUUCCUCCCCCCACACACCCCCUCCCCCACCACCCCCCCAACCGGAGGUGUUUGUAUCAAGUUGAGUCCAAUGACACUACAGCCAAAAAAAAGAAGUCCCUCCAUGGACGGUUCCGUACACAGCUGAGCUUCUGCUGAGCCCACCGCUGCUUCUCUCACUGGACCCCUUCCCCCCUUAUUAUUCUCAAUGUGAUAUAUGCACUCUUAUGCUACGUGGACAUGUGUCGGUGUGUGUGUAUGUGUGCGUAUGUGUGCGCGUAUUCUUCUCUGCAAGCAUGUUUUUGUUUUUUUCUUGGCCCCGGCUGGGCGCCGAGCCCCUGCCUAGCGAUUGGCUCUUUGGACCUGUGAUGUCACGGCCCGCACAGCGCCGGGAUGAGCGCCGCCCCGCUUGUUAGUGUUCCUGUCUGCGUGUGCCGUCGUCUCUUCCUUCGUGGAUGAAGGUGUUUUUUUUUUUUUUUCCCGCCUCGGUUUUCAUUCGGUGUCGUCACAGAAGGGAACUGAAUUCCUUUCACCCCUCGUGUCUUUUGGAAGAGGGGGUCGGUUGCUUGAUUGUAUUGUGCAGCAGCCCUACAACACAAAGAUUGACGCUUCUCCCCCCCGUGACCUUUUUGUACCUUCGUCCGUCCUUUUGUCCCAGUAGCGCGCGCCGUCUCGAUUUCACAGUCUUUAUCAGUAGCCUCGGUCAAUAUGCAGUAAAAUGAACAGGCCUCUUCAUCAGCAUCAAUAGCUCCUCCAUCUAAUGCUACCAGCUUUUUUUGGGCGCUCCCUCUUUAUCGGUUGGCAACGUUCUCCUCACCGUCACCCAACGUAGGUCCAUCCAUUUUAAGCCGGGUGAAGGAAGCGCAAACAACGCGAGUGAUCCAAUCAGUUUCGAGGAUUUCGGAGUUUCAAUGGUAGCAAGGGUGAAAUAAUAUUAUGCUACUACAGUACGGUAGCGUGGUACCGCGAUGAGAACGGUGCAGCUUGGACAGACAGGUAGCACUGUGAUUGUCUUAUCAACACUGACCCCUGACUUGUGAACUGUGAAGACACACAAACAAAAGCACACUGCACGCUCUCAUGUGCACAUACAAACACUAAAUCAGAAACGUAUCGCAUUGCGACGGUAUAGUUACAGCCUGGUCCGAGGGGUUGAUUUUCAAGUCAGCCACAGCAAUAAUACCUAACGAGGACACCGGCGAUGGAGGCCAGAGGGUUCUGUAGGUUCUUCGUGAAGGAUUUGGAAAAUGAAGAUCGGAGUGUGGCAGCUGCUCUGCGUGUGGAUCCGGGAUCGUUUGGAUCGUUUGUUUUUCAGCACCUAACGUAGCAAAACAUAAACCGGGAGUCUUGCUCCUGCCGUGAGGGUGAAACCACCAAGCUUACUGUAGCCUGAAUGAAUGAGACACCGAAUGAGUGGACGCAUCACACACAAACGCACAUCGUUUUCCGUUACCCGCUCCGCGCACACCAGAGCCUCAUCCGAUAUAUAGCACAUGUUUAUGACAUGUCACGUGUUUUCCACUGUUACUCCACUCAGGUUUUCAGUUCUGCUCCGUCAGAAUCAAAGUGUUUUUCCUUUUUAGAGUUCAGAGUCCUCCUCGGUAGGACCAGCGUGGGACACGCAGCGAGUGCUUCUGGAUUAGACUUUGGUUGUUGGGGCUAAAGGGAAAAGUUGGGAAGUGUAUGAUGCCGGAAAGGAUUGUGUGUGGGCGUUUGGGGGUGUGGGUGUGUGUGGUAUGUGUGGGUGUGUGUGUUUGUGGCGGUUGAUUCAAAUAAGACCAAAGAGGAGACAAAGUAUCUAGCAUGUUCUCCAGCGAGCCCUCAGCUCUUGGCCCUGUACGUACAAGCUGGCUUGGAGGGAUCCUCCUCGCUGCUAAGCGAGAAAUGCAAAGUGACGAUGAAGAAGAAUGUACCAAAAAGUAUUUGGUGAAGCAUUAUCCCCUGGAUAGGAAAAACAAGUUGAGGGACUAGUUAGCCUCUGUAUCUUGUACUGUAUCAGCACAAGAAAGAGGUUGGAUCGAGGUAUUCGCGUGGAGAAUGACUUCUCGGAGUUAUAUACAGUUGUUUGUCUGCCAGUGGCAGAGGGUCGUCUUUCCCCCACGUGGGAUCUUAACUGCACACGCAGGUGAGAUGGAGACACGAGUCAGAAGACAAAAUGUUUGGUGCCUGCGCAUGUUGCAGUGCAAGGCCACAUUGGAUCCAAGUCCGAUGACACUGUUGACUGCUUCCUUAGUCUUUAGGGUGAAUCCCUUCACCAUACAGCUUGUUGGCCUUGCGCAUUAAGGUUACUAUUGGACAUUAAAGUAAUAAUUCAGCUUGUUUGCUGCCCCCCGGUGGUUGAUAGAACUCAUGGCGGCAAAACAACAAAGACUAAAUCUUAAGGAUUAUAACUCUGAGCGUUUGACCAUUUAUUUGAUUUCCACUCAAUUUAAACUCAUCAAUUGGAACGUGCUCUAUAAUCCAUUCAACUCCACAGUGUGUGUGUGUGUGUGUGUGUGUGUGUGUGUGUGUGUGUGUGUGUGUGUGUGUGUGUUUGAGUGUGUGUGUGUGUGUGUGUGUGUGUGUUUGAGUGUGUGUGUACGUGCGUGCAAUGGUGCUGUGUUCCAAACCCAGUUGGAUCAGAGGGGAAGAAGAGAGAACGUGUGACCUGAGAGGACGUGUAACCUUCGACGACGUAUUUAAAAAAAACAAAAGAGUAUUGUAAAAUUUUAACUGUCGCGAAAGAAUAGAGAUCACCUAUACUCCUUUAGAAUGGAUACAUGACAAUGUAAACGCAAUAUCAUACUACUAUAUCCUACGGAAUGCAACUGCGCACAUGCACAAAAAAAAUGUUUUUAUGAAAAUAUAUGUAUAAAUAUAUGACAAAAUAUAUUUAAUUAGAAUGCUAUGCACCCUCAUAGAGUUGUUAUGGAUGUUCUUUAAGCAUUAUCUAGAGUAGGCCAACGCCCACAUCAUGGGGAAUGUAGAGGCUUUGUAGCUAUUAACACUUGUUUUCUUUUCUUUUUGUAAUGUCCGGGAGCGAGGAUAAACAAACGUCAAUAUGUAUACAAGCCUUUCAAUCAGUCAUUCGGACAUGAAAAUAUGUAUAGAUCAUCUUACCCUGUACACCAGCUCAAACCAUUUACAAGAAAUAAUAAACAAAGAUGUGACAUAAA